UAGAAGCACUACCAUGGAGAGAUAGAGCGUCUCUAUCUUUAUUAUGCGCCUUACCCGCAUAUAGCAGCGUUCAAACUGAAACCGGAAGUUUGAAGCGCGACUUCCCCCCUUGUCGUUCGAUGCUUCCUGUCUCCUCUUCUGACCAUGGAGCCUCCAGGGCUCGUGCCCAUCGGAGUCACUAGGAUUCUGACGGACACAGACUGGACUGAGCCAUGGAUCCUAGGUCUUGUAUUUUUCCACUUAGCCUACCUAUUUCUCACUUACCUUUCGUUCCAGCAGUACCACCUGCAAAUAGGGCACUUCCUUUCAAUCAUGAUCCUGGUAUUCUGUGCUGAAUAUAUCAAUGAAAUAGCUGCAGCAAACUGGAGAUUCUUCUCAAAGCACCAGUACUUUGAUUCAAGAGGAAUGUUUAUUUCCAUAGUAUUCUCAGUACCAUUGCUGCUGAAUGCUAUCAUUAUUGUGAUUGCUUGGGUUUAUAAAACGUUGAAUGUAAUGACUGAACUAAAGACUAUACAACAAAAAAGAAAAGCAAGAAGAGAAAAUAAGAAGAGUCAAUAAAUCAUUGUGCUUUCUUCUGUAGAUGUGUUUUAUGUUGGAGUUGCCAUACUGUCGUCUUACCAAAGUGAUGCUGGACGAUUUGAACAUUUAUGCCCUUUUCUUUCACAAGUAUUAUGGGAGGGGUUUCUUUCCAUUAAAUGAUUUUUUUUUUACUUACACUGUUAUCCACUAUAGGUGAUACCUAGUGUUGUGUAAGAGGACUUUCAGUCAUACAGUAGGACUUCCCCUUGCUUUCUUCCUCCCUGCCCCACUCUGAAGGAUCCCUCAAGCAGAAGUGUGUGGGGGACACAACUGGGGAGAGAAGAUUAAGGCAAAGUCAAUUUUGUAAGUGGAUGGGCACAAUUGGAUGUUACCCUCUGUGAACUAGCUUUUUCUGAGCCAGUGGUGAAGCAUUUUAUAUAACCAAUUUAAGUGUAUGUUAUGUGUAAAUGAAAAGUAUUCUUAUGCGGUAGUGACUGAGCUGCUGAUCCUGCACCCAAGUUAAUAAUGGACUAUGUGUAAAAAGUGUGCCAAAAUGCUAAUCAGAUAGAUGCAAAAGAUUGUUUUUAAUAAUAAUACUAAUUUUAAAAAUUGGCCGUUCCGUUUUUUACCAGUUGAAAAUCAUCUUGACGCACAGAAGGUGCCAGUUCUCAAAAGUGGCUAAUUCCGUCCAUAACAAUUGUUUCCCUCUGGCAACCGUCACACCCCUGUAACUUGUAAAUUUGGAUCUCAGUAUAAUGUUUUGCUCUGUGAUUGCGAUCCCAAGCGUACUUGCUUGGAUAGAAGUUCUUUCAAUUUACUCGCCUUUAUUGUCAAACUGUUAUAUAUUGGAGUUGCAAACUAAUAUUGUACAUUACUGUACACGAGAGUAUAUAUGUAAGUUGUGUGUUCCUACAUUAAACUUUUUUUAGGG
Rhineura floridana is the source of this 1450-nucleotide messenger RNA. Its product is annotated as transmembrane protein 18-like. Gene Ontology annotation, cellular component: nuclear membrane. Bases 145 to 558 code for a protein of 137 amino acids. NCBI's taxonomy places the organism in Eukaryota, Metazoa, Chordata, Lepidosauria, Squamata, Rhineuridae. The transcript is spliced from 5 exons. The record is from RefSeq and is a predicted model, not a curated record.